AAGCAAUCGGGAGAAAAAUUUAGGAUAGAAAACUUAAAUUUUUAUUUUUGAAAUAAUCAAAGCAUUCCCGAACUUUUUGAAAUCGUUUUCAAUAAUUGCAUUCAUGAGCCAUUCCGAUACUUGGAUAUAAUAUUACAAAUUACAAAAUGGGGUCGUGCAGGGAAUAUAUUAAAAACGUGUUUCCCUCUAUUGAUGAAGAUUUUCGGCAAUAUGUUGAAAGCGUUCUGGAAACUAGUGCUGAUGAAUUUGAGGAUGGCGAAGAAGUUUACGAUGCGAUUGGAGCUGUUUUACAUGAAGUUUCAGCUGAUAAGACAGAGGAGGAUAUCAAAAAUAUUUGUGAAGAACUUCUAAACUUGUUGAGACCUGAAAAAAGUACUAGUAAAACCAAUGGAAAUUUACGUAUUCUUGAUGGUCCAAUUCAUUUGGGCUCCAUGGCAGAAAAUCAAGAAAAUAAUGUAGAAGAAAUUAAAAGCAUCUGGGUGGCCCAGAGAGACGACACUUUGAAAGUUAAUGCUAAAAAAUUAGAAAAAGCUCAAGCUAAGUUGCAAGAAAAACAAGAAAAAAGGGGCAAAGAAAUUAAGAUGAUUGUACCGCCAAAAUUACAAACAGCAAGUGCUUCACAAGUUAUUAAUAAAAAAGACAGUAAACUCGAAGCCAAAGGAAGUAACCGGGCACAAGAUAUUCGGAUAGAAAACUUUGAUAUUGCUUAUGGAGAUAAAGUGCUUCUACAAGGAGCCGAUAUUACAUUAGCUUUUGGAAGACGAUAUGGUCUUGUAGGUAGAAAUGGCUUAGGAAAGAGUACUUUACUAAACAUGAUAUCCUCCGGAAAUUUAAAAAUUCCUUCUCAUAUAUCCAUACUUCAUGUAGAACAAGAAGUAAUUGGAGACGAAACUUUAGCAUUAGACAGCGUUCUUGAAUGUGAUACAGUGAGGCAAAGUCUGUUGGAAAAGGAAAAACAAAUAGGCGCAGCUAUAAAUUCAGGUUCCAACGAUCCGGACCUUAAUACCCAACUUUCAGAAGUUUAUAUACAAUUACAGAAUAUUGAAGCAGAUAAAGCUCCAGCAAAAGCAUCUAUAAUCCUCGCUGGUUUGGGAUUCACAUCCCAAAUGCAACAGAAUCCUACCAAAACGUUUUCUGGUGGAUGGAGAAUGAGAUUGGCGUUGGCUAGAGCUUUGUUCUCAAGGCCUGAUCUGUUACUACUUGAUGAACCCACAAACAUGUUGGACAUUAAAGCCAUCAUUUGGCUGGAAACCUACCUGCAAAAUUGGCCCACCACUCUUUUGGUAGUAUCCCAUGACCGAAACUUUUUGGAUACUGUUCCGACAGACAUUUUAUAUUUACAUUCCCAAAGGAUAGAACCUUAUAGAGGUAACUACGAACAAUUCGAAAAAACUAAAACAGAAAAACUAAAAAAUCAACAAAGAGAGUAUGACGCUCAGCUACAGCAGAGACAACACGUGCAAGAAUUUAUUGAUAGGUUUAGAUAUAACGCUAAUAGGGCAGCACUGGUACAAUCAAAGAUAAAAAUGUUGGAAAAAAUGCCCGAACUUAAACCACUUGUUAAAGAAACUGAAGUAGUCCUAAGGUUACCCGAAACAGAAGCCCUUUCACCUCCAAUUUUACAAAUAAAUGAAGUUAUGUUCUAUUACAACAAAGACAAAGUGAUAUUUUCGAAUGUGAAUCUUGGAGCUACUAUGGAGUCUAGGAUAUGUAUUGUUGGUGAUAAUGGUGCUGGUAAAACAACUCUUUUAAAAAUAAUAAUGGGUAUUCUAAGUCCCACUUCAGGAAGUAGGCACGUGCACAGAAACUUGAAAUUUGGAUAUUUUAGUCAACAUCAUGUGGACCAGUUAGAUAUGAAUGUAAAUUCCGUGGAAUUACUUCAACAGCAGUUUCCAGGUAAACCAAUAGAGGAAUACCGAAGACAAUUGGGUAGCUUUGGAGUUUCUGGCGAUUUAGCCCUUCAAACAGUAUCCAGUCUUUCUGGAGGUCAAAAAUCUAGAGUGGCAUUUGCAAGUAUGUGCAUGGGCAGGCCUAAUUUCCUAGUCCUUGAUGAACCCACCAAUCAUUUGGAUAUUGAAACUAUUGAGGCUUUAGGAAAGGCUAUCAAAAAAUAUACUGGAGGUGUUAUUCUCGUAUCUCACGACGAAAGGCUAAUCAGGAUGGUGACAAAUGAGUUGUGGCAUUGCGGUAAUUCUACAGUGAAAAGUAUAGAAGGUGGAUUUGAUGAAUAUAGAAAGAUUGUAGAACAAGAACUUGAGGCUGCCAAUGCUAAAUAAAUUAUUCAAUUUAGAUGUAAGGCAAAAUAAAUAUAUGUUUAAUAUGAGUAUUUAUUGAAAUUUCUAGUAUUAUUGCAAUAAAUGUUUAACAA
Ceutorhynchus assimilis (cabbage seed weevil) is the source of this 2368-nucleotide messenger RNA. NCBI's taxonomy places the organism in Eukaryota, Metazoa, Arthropoda, Insecta, Coleoptera, Curculionidae. The record is from the annotation of a GenBank genome assembly.